CUCCUCCCCCUUUCCUCGGCGUCCUCAGAGCCGUUGUUGUCGUCGUCGUGCCCGAUGGCCGCCUACCCUCGCAUGGAUGCCUACCAACGCUCCCGGUAUGAGCAAGGCAUCGACGCGAAGAUCGUGGUCAUGGGCAACACAGGCGUUGGCAAGACUAGCCUUCUGCAACGUUACACCCAGAACAAGUUUGACCCGAAGAACACAACUUCCACGACCGGCGCCUUCUUCGUCACCAAGAAGGUCUAUGUGAAUGGUGUCAAAGUGCGGUUGCAACUAUGGGAUACCGCGGGCCAGGAGAGGUUUCGCAGCAUGGCACCUAUGUACUAUCGUGGCGCGAACGCGGCCCUCCUCCUGUACGACAUCACCAGCAUAGUUUCCUUCGAAGAUGUUAAAGGGUGGUUGGAAGAACUCAAGAAAAACUGUUCGACAGAUCUCAUAAUCUACAUUGUCGGUUCCAAAGCAGACUUACAGCAUCACCGCCAGGUAUCAUCUGACCUCGCACGUUUAUCCCUCCAACGCUGGUUUCCUCCACCCCGGCCACCAACGCCACCGCCACCGCCCAACCCUCCAUCCACUUUUUCUUAUAUCCGGCCACGCUUUACUUCUUUCACCUCCAUACGCUCUGCACCUCUUGCCACACCUGUCCCUCCUUCACAGCUACCAAGGCAAUCCCCACCAGAGUCGAACUCCUCCGCAGAAAGCAGUGCGCAGAUGUCUGGCAUCUCGCCGGGUGCUGGGGUCGCGUUUAAUCGAGCGUCGGCACUCAGAAGAGCGAACACAGGCACAGCACACGUUAGUGGUGCUAAGUCGACAAGUGCUUUACUCAACAGGGCCAAGAGCACAAACGGCGUGCCAAUCUCUAGAACCGGCGGGGCGUUGGCGCGCGCGAUUGACGGAAACGGUGUAGUUGGCAACGGCAGGACCUACGGAGGUCCAGAUUAUGGAUAUGCGGAUGUGGAUAGUCACAGUCUGAUUGGGGAGCACGAAGAAGAAGAGGAGACAGAUGAUCGUGAGUGGGGCCUAGAGAAGGGGAUGGAACUUUUCGAAGUCUCUGCGAAGGAUGAUUUGGGUGUCCAAACACUAUUUGACUCCCUUAUCGGGGCGAUUAUCGAAAAGAAAGACGCCAUAGAGCAGGAGAACGAGAUGAAGAAGCGAGAUAGUGUGUUUCUGUCAAGCCUUCCCGCAUGGGACGCCCAAGCGGAAGAGGAAGAGGCAAGAGAGAAGGCCGCUUCUUCGCGCACCGGAGGCUGGAGCUGCUGCCAGACAUGAAGCGCUCUGCACCUCUCGGCCACACAUGGCACGCCCACUCACACCUUUACACCGAGUAACAGUCAUGGCGCCCUUACCCUUCGAGUUUCCACUUGUCCCGCCGCUCCCUCCACUCAUCCUUCCACGUUCUUGAUUCACGCCUCUCUACCAGCUCUGUGCCAUUAUCCAGCAACGAUUGGCCCGCAGUCGUUCCCGCAUCGUGUUCCGGUUUCGAUCUCACCAUUUCCAUAUCCCAAAAGCCCCUUCCAAUAUCCCAGUCGGACUCCCUCCAUCGUAUCUCUCAAGGCUGCCAAUACCUCCGGCCAUAUCAGGACAAUCACCUCUCAACGUGCUCGGCCGUCUCAGGUCCUGCUCCAGCUACAACGUCCCCUGAAUAGGGAAAGAACUAGCUUUGUUCUUCACUUCCAGUCCCGCUAUUCUGCUAUCUAUGUGUUCCGAUUGCAUCGGCUUUACAUUAGCCUGCACCCUCUGAUUUUCUCUUCCCCCACGCCACCGAUUGGUCUUCAUACUUCUCCAUACAGUCAUACCUCCUGUUCGUUUCUUGUCAACGACAUGUGACAGUAUUGCUUCUUCCAGGAUUGAUAUCCCUUCUAUGCCCAACACCCAUGUUCUUCGUACCCAUCUCCUCCCUCGCGUCUGUAACGCCCACAAGAUAUCGCUCCAGCAUGCACUUCCGCAUCCUCUCGCAUCCCAUCCAAUUUCCUUCUCAUCAUCGAUCAUUCCAUCAUCAAUUUCUCUUUCUUUAUGCCUAACGACCCUCAUACCUCUCCGCGUUUCUUUUUCCUAUCUUCCCAUGACUCCUCGUGUGCCUCUUUUGAUCUCCUGACUUAUCACCUUUAUUCUACUAUCGGUCUACCGUUGGCCCCUUUUCCCAUUCUUGGUCCCGUCACAUACACUCUCGCCAUCGUGCUUGCUUCCUGCACCACUGUUCUGUUUUCUCCGUUUGGUCUACUAUGUUUCGUUCUCUCGAGCUAUCGAUCUAUUCUCCUCUCCUCUCCAUCCACGUACUCGGUACAUACUGCGUAUUGUACAUAUCAUCAUAUUGUCUAUAUUGUUACCAUCCUGCAUACCCUGUCCACCCUUGAUUAUGGCUCUAUUUUCAGUUAUGAUCCGUCCAUCUCUGCUCGCCCGCAAUCUUAUACAUCUCGC
Stereum hirsutum FP-91666 SS1 is the source of this 2418-nucleotide messenger RNA. RefSeq lists its product as uncharacterized. The record is from RefSeq and is a predicted model, not a curated record. The coding region runs from base 55 to 1269 and encodes 404 amino acids. Gene Ontology annotation, molecular function: GTPase activity; GTP binding. The transcript is spliced from 5 exons. NCBI's taxonomy places the organism in Eukaryota, Fungi, Basidiomycota, Agaricomycetes, Russulales, Stereaceae.